Molecule: messenger RNA, 2178 nt
Organism: Adineta steineri
Lineage: Eukaryota; Metazoa; Rotifera; Eurotatoria; Adinetida; Adinetidae
Source: the annotation of a GenBank genome assembly
AUGAGCGGGUCGAAAUCAAAUCAAAAUGCUGCUGCAUCAUCCAAAUUAGCAUCAGCAUCAAGUAUUCGCCAACCACGACAACGUAUGGCACAAAACCACCUUCUCAUAUGGUUAGAUGCCAACAUCGACGAAGGAAAAAAAGAUUACCAAGACACACUCACUCAAUUGAAGAAUGUGAUCAAUGAUGUCAACAUAUGCACGCAACCGGAUCAGUGCGUCCAAGUACUCCACCAAUUUGAUCAUGAAAAAGCCUUUCUUCUAAUAUCAGGCUCAUUAGGUCAACAUUUGGUUCCUGAAAUUCAUGACAUGCCACAUGUAGAUGCUAUUUACAUCUUCUGUGGCGACAAACCCAUACAUGAGGAGUGGACUCAAAACUGGACAAAACUCAAAGGUGUCCACACAAGCAUCAAAGAAAUAUGUCAAGCAUUACAAUUAGCGGUUAAAGAAUGCUAUCAAGACACAAUCGCCGUAAGUUUUCUUACGACAAAUGAAAUGACGUCAACUAAGAUUUUAAAUCAGUUGGCGCCAACUUUUAUGUACACACAGCUAUUCAAGGAAGUUCUCCUUUCUAUCAAAUACGACCCCAAGGCAAUCAAGGACAUGGCAGCCUGUUGUCGCGAAGUUUUUACUGGCAAUCCAAUUGAACUACAACUGAUUAAUGAAUUCGAGUGUGAUUAUCGUCCACAAAAAGCAAUAUGGUGGUAUACACGUGAGUGUUUUACCUAUAAAAUGCUUAAUCAAGCACUUCGACUGAUGGAUGCCGAUAUAAUGAUUAAUAUGGGCUUCUUUCUAUGUGAUGUACAUCAACAAAUUCAACAUUUGUAUGAACAACAGAUCAGUAUUUAUGGUACAGAACCAUUUGUAGUUUAUCGAGGACAAGGCCUUAUAAAACCAGACUUUGAAAAACUUCAGAAAACAAAAUGUGGACUUAUGUCAUUUAACAAUUUUUUAUCCACCAGUAAAAAUGAAAACGUGUCCCUUGAAUUCGCUCGACGUGCUUCAACAAAAACGGAUAUGGUGGGCAUUCUUUUUAUAAUGUCCAUUGAUCCUUGUAUCAAAUCAACACCAUUUGCUGCCAUCAAGGAGGAGAGUUUUUUUAAGAAAGAAGAAGAAAUCCUCUUCUCAAUGCACACUGUCUUUCGAAUAAGUGCGAUUAAACAAAUGGACAAUAAUAAUCAACUUUAUCAAGUUGAGUUACAAUUAACAUCGGAUGAUGAUCAACAACUACGAUUACUUACUGAUCGGAUACGAGACGAAGCUGGUGGUCAUACAGGAUGGCAACGAUUGGGUAAAUUAUUAAUUAAAAUUGGUCAUUUUAAUAAAGCUGAAGAACUUUAUAGCGUAUUACUUGAACAGACAUCUGAUGAGGGCGAGAAAGCGCAUUAUUAUGUAUGCCUGGGAUAUAUCAAAGAUGAUCAGGGUGAUUAUGGAAAGGCUAUUUGGUAUUACGAACAAGGACUUAAAAUUCAAGAAAAUACUCUUCCUCCAAAUCAUUCUCAGUUGGCUACUUCAUACAACAACAUUGGUAGAGUGUAUACCAACAUGGGAGAGUAUUCGAAAGCACUUUCAUUCGACAAAAAAGCACUUGAAAUCUUUCUAAGAACUCUUCCUUCGGAUCAUCCUAGUUUAGCUACUUCAUAUAACAACGUCGGUAAUGUGUACGAGAACAUGAGAGAGUACUCGAAAGCACUUUCGUUAUACAAAAAAGCACUUGAAAUUCAAGUAAAAACUCUUCCUUCAAAUCAUCCUAAUUUGGCUAAUUUAUACAACAACAUCGGUAAUGUGUAUGAAAAGAUGGGAGAAUACCUGAAAGCACUUUCAUCACAAGAGAAAGCACUUGAAAUCCGAGAAAAGACUCUUCCUGCAAAUCACCCUGAUUUGGCUACUUCAUACAACAACAUCGGUAAUGUAUAUACCCAAACAGGACAGUACUCGAAAGCACUCUCAUUAUACGAAAAAGACCUUGAAAUUUCUCAAAAAAUUCUUCCUUCAAAUCAUCCUGAUUUGGCUACUUCAUACAACAACAUCGGCUGGGUUUAUAGAAAUAUGAAAGACUAUUCGAAAGCACUACCAUAUUUUGAACGUGCGCUAGACAUCAGACAAUGUGCAUUACCUCCAACUCAUCCUCAUAUCAAAAGUGUGAAAGACAGUAUUAAAACUGUAAAAAAGAAAUUAUAA